Messenger RNA from Anas platyrhynchos (mallard), 14700 nucleotides. The record is from RefSeq and is a predicted model, not a curated record. NCBI's taxonomy places the organism in Eukaryota, Metazoa, Chordata, Aves, Anseriformes, Anatidae.
UGGAAUCUACUUCUCACGAGAUAUUUUUAGCAAGUCAGUUUGUAAACCUAAUGGAAGGCAUAGAGGGGACAGUAGCAUGGGCUUAGCAGCAUUGCUGGGAUAACUUGUGUGUCGAGAACUAAAUCAAGGGUAGUGGCUUCUUGGCAAAGCAUGGGUUGAGCUAAAAGACUUCAUGCUUGAGUGUUAGGUCAAGUAUAUCUCUUUCAGAGUUGAGCCAGUAUAAAAUAGUGUAAACUGAUUUAAGAUGGAAAAAGAAUGUAGCUCUAAAGUAAAACUUCCCCUUUGUAGGGCAGCAAAUAAGUGGGGGUUUGGUGUCUGCAACCUCGUGAAUAACUGGAAGAAUGUACUAAACUAUUACAGGGGCUGCAAGCUACUCAGGCUACUGGGGGGUGUAAGGGAAUGCAGUAGGGAACCUGUGCGUUGUUGGCAGGACAGCUGAAGAACUUUCUGGUCUUUUGAUGCAGAGAAAACAAGGAGAUAAAGUUGUUGUGUAUCUAGUUCUGGCUAACUGGAAUAUGAAACUACAGACUGUUUGGAUGAGAGCGUACAGUGCCGUAGCUGGCAAUGCUUAAAACACAGGGAUACAACCAUGGCUUUGCAGAAAAGAGAUCUCUGAACUUGGUAAGAAAGAGCUCCUGGGAUGAGAUUUUGUGACUGGUUGUCAAUUCCUUGCAGAAAGUGUAUUUGGGUAGUUAAUAAGCUUAGAAUUAGAGGAAGGAAGUGUGCUAAUGUGACUAGGGAACAUUGAGGGGUAUGUAUGGAAGUAGAAAUUAGAGAAGGUUGCAUUUGUAAAAGGACCAAGGUAAAUGCAUGUGAAUAAAAUCGUGCUAUGAAAUCGUAGGAGAAAACUGGGAAGGAAUCUGUGGGAGAACACCUUUAAGGAAAGAGUAGUGGAAUAUUCUGGGGUUAAAGAGGAAUAAUCAGUACACAAAUACUGGACUGGCAGUACGUGGUUAGGAAGCAGUGCUGCAGGAGACGGGCUAGAGUUUUAAUACAAGCAGUGCUCAUCCAAAGAAACAAAACAAGUAUUUUCUUUUUUUUUUUUGUUUUGAGUAACACCUGUUAAACUGGAUGAUUUGACCAUCAGAAAGGAAAUGGUAUUUCUGAAAAUACGCGUGCUUAAACCCUCAUUAAGACAGACAAUCUGUCUUCUAAGAAACUGUCUUUCUCUUUAGUUUUGUUCCUUCUCUAUUAAACUUCAACCCGAACAUUUUCUAAGGUAAAAAUAAAAGUUUAGAGAAGGCAGUUCCAGCUUUGAAGGCACAAAGGCCAAUCUCUGUUUAAAAAAAAAAAAAUAAUAAAAAAUUCUUUCUCCGCACAGCUGGCUGGCUUUUUGAACUGCAGCCUUUAUAUACCUACUUCAGGAAAAUUACAUAUGAAGUGUAUAUAUAAACAUGCUAAACAUGUAUGUAUACGUCAAUUAAAAAUUUUUGGCUAACCUGUCAGAUCUUUGGGAAACAAGACCUGAUGUGGUUCUUGUUUUUCCUUCUGAGAGAUGUUUUGCAGACAUUUUUCUCUUGAAAGUAAUUUUGUGAAAUGGUUGUCUGCCAAUCUUCUGAUAGCGCUCUGACUCUGAUCUUGUCCCCAGGGGAUGCAUAAGGCUGAAUGGACAUUCAGAAAGCAUUAAAUCUCACGGGGCUGCCUGGAUAUAAAUCUCAAUGUAUUCAAAGCUCUGCAGGUUGAUAUUUAUGAAGUGAUAAGCGGAUGAAGUUAAAAGGGAGGUGGGGGGGGACAGUGAAGGCGGGUGCAUUUUCAAAACCUGAAUACAAAACCAUAUUUCUUGGCUUUUCUCCAAAAAGGGCUUUUCUGAGAGAAGGAGGAGGGGGAAAAUGGAGAGGUUUGAGACAGUUGCUGUGUGGCUCUGCAGCAGCCCUGCAUAAAGGUAGAGCAGGGUGAAGAGGUGGAGCAGUCACCCUGGGGACUGUCCCCAUGACCCCAGGAGCAGUGACACGUCCCACCACUACUUAGCAUUACGUGAAAGUGCUUUUACAGAACAGCUGGAGAGGAACCACCUCAUCCAUCAGGACCAGAUGGGACAAGGUUGGUGCAUCCUUGACAAAUAGGUCCUGAGACAUUCCCCCUUUCUUGCUGUUUUCCUGCAUCCUUUGUUUUUUGUUUGGGUUCUAUGAAAUAAGAGACCUCGCUGGUGGCUUCACAGGCAGGUUCCCAGUGGAUGUGGGGGCAGAUGAAAUAAACAAGGGUGAGUAGCACCAUGAGAAGUGACAACUUUCUCUGAUACAGUGCUGAGAGAUGAGACAAGCACCUGGUGGCAGAUCGUUUCCUCCUUUCCCAGAUAAGGCUUUUCUUUUGGAGCCUCCUCAAAGUCCCAGGCACAGCAGAUCCUUACUAAAUACUUGGGUGGGUAGGCAGAGCUUGGCUCUCGGUGUAACAAAGGAAUGAGAUCUUCCCUCUUUCUGCAGUUUUAUUAAGGUUAGUUCAAGUCCUGGGGGCCUGGGAGGCUGGGUGGGGGUGAUUAGCACGUGUGGGGCUUGGUGCUGCCAUGGCUACCUCGAUAGCAUUAUUUGAGCUGGCUAAUCUUAAACUAGCAUGGGUGUGAGCUGCAAUAAAGGCAUUGUCAUGGGGAGCGUGUUCAGAAAGGUUAUUUCCAUUCAUCCACGCACGUUUGCUCCUGUUUAAUGAUCACUUUGUCUUCAAAACCAGCACAGUGUGAAUGAGCAGCCCUGGUGCAGAUAAAUAGAGGGCAGAAAGCCUGAAAACGUAAUUCUGAUGGGCUAAGUGAAAAAACUGCAGCAGGUCACUUGGUGCUUUGAAGACACUUUGGAACUUUUGAUCACUGCUUUGGGUAUUUUAUAUAACUAUUUGCCCAUGAUAUUAAUAAACAUAUUUUAAGUUAUAUUUUUAUAACUAUAAAAAUUGUGCAAAAUAUAUUGAAAUCAAUGAAAUCAAUAUUUUGUAAUCUCUUCCAGCCUAAUCUCCAGGAAAAGGGGAUGCUUUCAGGGUCCUGAAGAGAGACAGUGGAGAUGAGAUUUCUUCUGUACUGGGAGUUUCCUGCAGUUCUCUCCGCUCAGAAAUACGUGCAUCCAGCUACCCCUACUUUUGAAACUGUUCUGAGCGUAAAAUAUCCAAGUUUACAUAAUAUUUCUGCAGAGGAGACUUUAUUUUCAGUGCUGAGCAAAUCUAUGCUUUUACUGUUUUCACUCUGCUGUUUGGGCAAACGAGCCACCAGAUGCCACUGUUUCAGCUGCUGCAGCAGGGUGGCUGGACAGCCACCAACGUCAGCUGUGCCCACAAGGGCUGGGAGAUCUCUGUCUUGAUAACUUUGUCAGCUCCACCACAGCUAUGGAUUGAAGCCUGUGCUACUAAAGAUGGAUUAGAAUUUGUUAUAAAGCAUUGUCUAAAUUGAGUCAUAACACUUGGGUUACCCUAAAUGUCUCCCAGCUAGCCCUGAUCUCACAGUGCUGUUAUCUUCACAGUCUGCUUACACUAGCAAGAGGUGUAAGCUUGGUUAACUUGGGCGGUAAAGGUUUUGAAGCAGAGAGUUUCUUACAGCUCUAGAUAAUACGCCAGAACUAGUAACCUUGUAAGAGUGUUCCAGUGUCUUUGCUCUGCUCCAGGUUUUCCUCCCUUUCUGCAGGACACGGUUAUCAGAAUCUCUGUGCAGAAUAGAUGCAUGCAUCUCUGUGCAUCUAUAAAUGACCAAACUCAGAAAAUAUUGCAUACUAGACGUGUCUGGGUGCAUGAAAGUUAUAAACUAUUUGCAAAGUUUAGACUUCCAGUAAACAUAUUUGUUGAUUUGGAAACUUUAGAAAUCUGCUGCAGGGUUCUUCUUGGGAUCACCUUUAAUACGGUAUUUUUAUAGCAUGCUCUCCUUGUGAUCUUUUUGCUCAGAAAUGAAUUAUCUGAUUUAGUCCAGGUUGUCAAUCUGUGAUGCUUAUUUUUCACAGGUUUGGAUAUGAAUGAGUUCUGCACUGCAAUGAAAGAAAUUAUCUAUAAUAUGAACAAUAAAGACUUUGAUAUGUUAUGAAGACUGACAUUGAUUGUGAUGCUUCAUAGCCUGGGCACUUCUGGGGAACUGGUGCCACCAGAUAAAGUUCAUUCCUGAGCUCAAGCUUGUUGCCUCCUGCUCAGCAGCUGAUAAGAGAGACACGAUGCUUACUUGGCUUCCAUGAAAUAACACAGGCAAACUCCAGUUACGCUCUGUUCUUCUACAAAGCAAGCUCAAUAAAUGUCUGCUUGGAAACCGAGGGGCUCUGUAACCGUGGUUUUGCCUGUCCAAGCAACUCAGCAAUAACAAAAGAUGUGAAUGUUAAAUUACCACUUUCAGGGGUCUAAAAUCCCAAUUGCUGGCACCCGAACUUUUAAACUUCUCUGUUUUUUGUGCUGGUGGAUACGAUAACAUUGAGUCUUCUGUGACUGUCACGACUUAUCAAAAUGGUAAGACUGAAGAUGCUGAAGGUUUUAGGCUUUCUUCUAUGCGGUCUGCUGAUGUCACCACAAAAUUCAAAUGCAGAAAGCAAUGUCGUCUCUCAAGAAGCAUAUGAGAGGGUUGUACAUCAUGGAUCUUACAAUUCUUCCUGUAAAGUGCAUCCCUGGAGUUGGGGUCAAGGUGUUUUUCCCUGCUCUUCUCGGUAUCUUUGGUACUUAACAAUAUGAGGCCAGCAAUGGGAAGAGGAUUCCCCUUCCAUCUCUGCCAGCCAGCCCUGAGGUGAUGCCGGCAACGAAAGGCACAACCGAAACCACUGGGGAGAAAACAUUUACCAGUAUUCUCUCCUGAGUGGUCUCUGGGAGACCUGAGACCACCCCUUUCACCCACGAUACAGUACUUCUCUUUGCCCCUCAUCCUGGCUCUGGGCAAACCUCAAUGAGGAGAUCAGGCAGGCCAAGUGUGAUCUCUGUGGUGUUUUAUUCAGCGUGCCCAAAGCUGGAAAAAUCACAGUGCUGAGGAUGCCAGGGCUGGCACCCCAUACAGGUGAGCCCCCUGGGAUACAGGGCAAGUCUCCUGUCCCACUGGUGCCUUCCCUACCAGCUAUGAGUGUGCAGAGGCUUUUCUGACCACCUUGCCUUUUGGGAUACCUUUCCAGGGGAAAUUGUGCAGAGCCCAAUACCUCUGAGGAGGGUCUCCUGCCCUAAGCUGCUGCUGGCCCCCUGUGUUUGCUGCCAGCAGGAUUUGUGGGCAGGUGCUGCUGUCCUCGGACGUGUCCUGCAUGUUGCAGGCCAGGACCGUGCCUCGGGGGAGCCUCUCCUGGCUGAUUUUGCCUCUGCACAGUGCGUGUGCCCCAGCGUGAGCUCUGCCACUUGUGCGAGGACCUAGAAUUAAACAGGACCACACCCCUCCAAGGCUAGAAACAGUGUUUUGGAAAUACCCAUUUCCUGAGGGCUUUAAAUCAAAUUCUGGCUAGACAUAGCUGCUCUGAUUUAAGGCUUGCCUGGGUGUAUCAGGACAAGGUGGAUCCAUCCUGGUUGUGCUCUGACACAGCCACCUGCCCAGGCUAGACAGCACCAGCCAGACUCAGAAGUGUUUACUUGCAUUUACGUGGGCCUUGAAAGGUUUCUUAAAUUCCGUGAAGUUAAUACAAUGGAAAAUGGAUUUUUUCUGCCCACCUAAGCAAGCCUUUAGUGAUUAAUGCUGUAAAGUAAAAACAACAGCAACAAAUUCAGUUUUACAAUGUGCUGUGUAUUCCAGGUCUAUGAGGAAUGCUUGCUUUGUAAAACAAUUUUUUCCUCCUCCCAAUGCACUUUCAAAAAAUAUUUUAUUUCCAUAAAAUCCCCUUGUCUCCAUAAGCUGUGUGUUGAUACUAAUAGGAUGCAUAGCUUCAUAAUUCUUUGUCUCUUCUUGCGCUGGUAUAAGGCUAAGCCCUAUCACAGAGCAGAUAUGUUUUACUAGCAAAGACACUUAGCAGAAGAGAGGGUUCACCCUUUGUUUGCAAAAUUAGUUGAGAAUUUUUCAUCUGUUCAUCUCCUAGUCCUGCAUUGUGUGCCGUAACUACAGCACAAAAAAGAAAAUCUGCUGUACAGGAUGAGUCGCUUGCUGUCGUGUCUCUGAUGCUGAACAGAAGAGAGGCCGUCAUGAAUAUAUUUUAAUUAAUGUGAUUAUUUAUUCUAAAUCUUUGAUUAUUUUAAUUGGGGGAGUGGAGGGGGGGGAGAUCCUGCAUCUGCAUAUGAGUUACAGAUAUAGAAAUAAGGAGAUACAGAUAAGAAAUACGGAGGAUCUAAACAGUCUCUGUGUUAAAAGAAUGCAUUCUACUUAGUGCUGCUUUUCCAAAUCAGUGUCAUCUUUGGUGAUGUGCUUUGGGAAAGUCUGGAACAUUAAUUAUUGCUCUUGCUUUCUGUUAGUUGCUGGGAAUAGAUGCCUACACUUUACCAGCACUUUCCUUGUGGUCUUUUCUUCCCAGCAGCAGGUUCAUAGCUGCAACACCUCCCCGUCCAUCUUGCUGGGUGGGAAGGAAGAAUCCCAGCUUGGCCCACCCUGUGCUGACCCCGUGGCUCUCUGGCUCGUGGUCUGUGCUCGGCGUGGAUCCUGGCUGGCACACUUGACUCAGUGCAAUGUGAGUCAGCUUUCGGGAUCUCAUCCCUUGUUGCCGGGGCUAAAUGCACGACUAAAGGUUUUAUUUGAAUGAGAAAUUUCAGAGGGCCUGCUCCCAGCCACAGCAAAGCACGCCGCUACUUGGAAAUAAAGGUACUGCUGUGAGUCAGGAUAUCCUUCCUGCUCGUGAAGCUAUCCAGAAACCGCAGAUACGGAUUAUAUGACUUGAAUGCUAUGCUAUUUAUGAUGUGUGUUCAGUCACCUAAAUCACAUUGGCACUGUUUGAGCUUUGCCUGGAUAAUUGAUUCAAAUGUAAAUUGAAUGAAUAAAUCCUUUACAGCUAAAAUAUGCUCCCUUUUUAUCUUGAUUCUUUUUCUUCUUUCUGUUGAAUGGCAUAGAAAAUAGGUAGUUAUAAUCUCAUAAAUAGAUUUUUGACUACUUUUCUAGGAGGGCAGGUAAAAUGAGGUCUGUAUGAUCUAUUUUGAAAUGCUUUACUCUUUUGUUUAUCGAAUUGCUAACUUGCUUAUAACUUGGCGUCUGUACUUCUGGUCAAUAAUCUGCUUGUGCAAUGUUUGCGCUGCUCUUCAAUGGCAAGGCCAGGUGGUUAUUUAUUUCUCUAAGUGCAUAUUAGUCAAGGGCAAAGUAUCGGAGAAAUCUCUUUAUUUUUGCCAUGGAGUGGAAUAUUGUUGUGAAAUGCGUGCCCUGCUGGCAUCAAAGGUUUAUUUGGCUUGGGAAUCUACACAGAGGGACUUGAACUGGCAUCAGCACAAGCCUUUGUGAGUGUUUUGUGAAAGUUUUAAGCUAUUUUUUUUUCUGUAAGGCUUCACUGAUGUUGCGUUAGAGACAGGGCUAACGUUAACUACAAGCCAACAAAAGAAUGUCGUUUAAGCUUCUCUCCCAGCCUGGUUAUAUUUAAUCAGCAAUUCCACAGAUGGUAAUUCUUGGAGCCAGUGUCUUUUCAAUGAAGUCCAGUGGGCCCCUCACUCUCUUAUCCCCAGCAUUUCAAUGAUGGCAUUUCUACUCCCAGAUCAAGCAUUUAGCUAGAGAGCAGAACCAGGCGCUUGGCAUUCCUUGGGCUAUAAAUAUUUGGGCAUUUUUUUCAUGUCUCGGGGCAGGAAUCCCAGUGCUGUGUAGCAUCCCUGUGCCCAGCUGGGCACUCGCUGCCUUGCCGGGGUUUCACUCUGCACUUGUCAGCUCUUCCUUUUGCUCUGGUCCCCACGUCAGGUAUUAAAAGGAUUAAAAUGCCUAGGAUGGAUCAUCUCUGCCUGUACAAGACUCGAUUCCUGCUGACAGCUAUCACUCACAGGCCCUUCAGAGGAAGGUACCAGCACUCUGCAGCUCAGGUGGAUAAGCCACUGCCUGCCCUCGCCUUUCUGGGCUCGGGAAGCCUCUGGGAGCAGGAGGCUGGUGUGGAGGUGGAGCCCAUCGCACUACCCUUGAAACGUGCUGCCGGUCACUGUGUGCUUCUGUCCUCUGUGUCUGUGUAAAUGUCCAGGCUGCUUUUGAAUCUAAUUAGCUUCUUGGCUUCGGAGAUGUCCUUUGGCAGAGUAUCCCGUAUUUGAAUCACCCAUGUGGAAACGCAUUUCCUCCUGCCAAUUCUCUAAAAGCCCCAAAUCCCUGCUUUAGCUGUUUGUGCCGCAAUCCUGUUUGCUGGAGGUGUUUUUUGUGUGUGAUUUCUUUUUCUGAAUUUUACUUCCGUCUCUUCUUCCCUCUCUCCUUUGGUGCCAGGCACUGUUUGCUCUGGGGGAACUGGUGCAGCAGCCCAGUGUACUGGGGGUGAGAGUGCCCUGUCCCCCGUGUGACCGUGCUGCUGGGAGAGCUGCUGCUACCGCUUCCUAAAGCAGAGCAAGGUUCAUUGGUGCCCUCCACCCUGUCCUUGCCUUCCAUCCACCGGUGUACCGGAGGCCUUCAAACCCCCUGGCUUCUUCUUGCUGGACUGAAAGGGACUGAUUUGCUUCUGUGUUUGUAUAACAGAGGCUUGUUUGUGCCUUGUAUCAUCACAGCCAGAUGUUGAGUAUCAAUAUUUAUAGGCUUUGCUAUACAGCUUCUUGUGUGUAUGUUUAUGGGGGAAAAAUUGCAGAUAAAAUGGUUCAUGCCCAAACUUGCUACUGUCCAGAAACUGAAUUUCUCUCUUCCUAUCUCUGCACUGAGCCAGUUAUGAAUAGGAGAUUUUGUGACUGGCUUCAGAGCCUGGCUCUGGCUAUUUAGAAAACAUCCAUUCAAUAAAUCAUAUGGGGAGCAGCUGCCGCUCUCUGCUGAGCCAAGACACAUCAGAUAAAAUAUUGCUCAUUUAUUUGGUUUGGUAGAAAUAAAGUUGCUGUAGUGGAACAUCAUUACAGGCUGUUCUUAAUUCACCUCAGGGCUAUUUCUAAUAGCAGCACACAAUUCUCCUGUGAUAGUGUGAGUGAAUGAGAUGGGUGUUUUGAUGUCAAGCUGAAUGUAAGAAAGGUUUUAGGAAUCAAAGCUCUGAAAAAGAAAUAACUACUGUUUGUGCUCUGAUACUGGAAGAGGUCCCUGUUUUAUUAUUAACACUAUAGCUAUUGAAAGUCCUGACACUUGCUCCUUGGAGAUUUGAAGCAAUUCAAUACAUGAAAUACCGUUUCAGCUCAGCCUUUUACAAGUCACUGUGUUUUGGUAAAGCCGAAGGUGGCCUUGAUAGCUAAUGGAGACACCCAGGGCUGGCAUUAAGUUAAUAACGCCUGAUUUUCAGCUGUGUGGCAACCAGAAAGUCUGCUUCUGCCCAGCUCUUGGGUUACAGCUGCCAGCUGCUUUCAUCCAAGGAAAAUGGUUUAUGAAAGGCUGUCCAAAGCAUUUGAAUGUAGGCUCACUGCUUUGCAUAAAUGUCAUCAGCAUAAUAUCCAGCAACGGGGCCAUGGUGUCUGCAGACGUGUUGCCCACUGAUCUGACAAGAUGCUAGAGGCUGUUACUUAAAAAAACUAAAAGUGAAGGGGUAGGAAGACAACGGAGAGUGUUGCAAUGUAGGGUUGGGUGCACAUUUUCUUUGACAAGGAACAGGCAUCUAAUCAGGAUCCUGCUUUUCUCCUUGGAAAAUUGGUCUUCAAAAUGUCUUGUCUUGUCUCCCCUUUGCGUCAUUGCUUGGCUAAAACAAGUGAGAAUUGUGUGGAUCUGAAGACAUUACCAUAUCGCAGGCAAGACAGACAACUGCUGUGAUUUUGUUUGUGUUAGAUCUUUAAAUGUCCAAUCACCUGUGUGAGACACUGGCAUUUUAUGCUCAUUUUGGGUGUGCUGUGCUGCGGCAGAGAGCCAUGUAUUCUGCUUUUCCACAGAGGCGUUUCUUUGCCCUUGCUUGUCUUAAUUAUUCUCUAUAAAAUCGAGGUAACUGGCGGAAAACGUAUGGUUGCUCCAGCUUACGGAAAAGCAGCUCGUGUUGCUGAGAGCGAUAAAGCUCACAAUGCAACAGAAGCGCCUGGAUUCCUCACUGCUGAAUUGCAUUUUCGUUGACAAAACAGAUGCUCUUUGUUGGAGCUGAGGUACAGGCACUGCCCUCGCUGCCGGCGUGAUUUAGUGGAGGCAGUGCUGUGACCCUGAAGCCCUGCGUAUUUAAUCACGAGCCUCUUAAGCGUUGGCUCUGAAGGGUGCAGUGGCGCAGGCACGCAGAGAACUCGGGGCGAGUGACAAGAUGCUUGUGGUUCCUGGGCAGAAAUGAGCAGCAGGCGAAAAUGAUUUAUAAUUUGCUGGUCUUAUCGGAGUCCGAGCAUGAACAGCAUUGCUAUGUUUUCCAUGCAGCAAUACUGCUGAUGGCUGUGGUCAUAUUAAACAUGCUCCCUCUCCUGACAGCCCAGAUAGCCUCUACUUAACAAUAACUUCUGCUGCAAAAGGAAAAAGUGUAUGCUGAAAUAGCAAAGAUCGGGGAGCAGAGCUCUCUUGCUAACUGCUAGAGAUGACCUUGAUUCUGUGUGUGAGGGCUGCGAAGUAUCAUAAUUCAAUGAGAGUAUUUAUUCUGAGCUAUGCUGCACAAGCUGAAAGAAUCUCAGGACCUCAUUUUUGUUUGAAUAAUUUUAUAUGGCAAAUAGGGGAGUCAGAUUUUUUUUUUUUCAUUCAGGCACUCUGCUCCAAGUGAACCUCCAGAGUGCUCAUCUCCUGUACAUAAAAGUUUCCCAAAAUACUGGUGAUGAAGCUGUUUAGUUCAGCUCUAUUUCCACGGUAUCGGUGACUUUGUUAAACAGAAGUUCCCUGCAGACGGCUGUUGCUUUGAUGCUAGUUGGUGUACGGCACAUUAAAAAAUCCUUAACUUGGUUUCUAAAGUCUCACUAAAAACCCUACUGGGACUUUGAUGUUGAGAAGAUUCCACUCAAAGUACCCAAACUCUCUGAAGCUCACCCGGCCUUAUCUCGGAGGCAGACCAGCAAGUGGUUGCCUCAGGCAAUAAAACACCAGUGGCAGCAAAAACCUAUAGUGAUUAUUUAUGGUCUGAGCAUCUGCAGUCAGGAGAGGCUGCUGGAAAUUACCAGAGCCUGGCGAUGCCUUGAAGAAUCCAGUUCUUUGUUUUGGAGACAAUAUUAACUGCUGCAUGUUGUGGUUCAGCCAUUUCAUUCUCUAGUCCAGCUGAAAUGUCUCAGCAGAGCACUGCGCAAUUUCACUCACAAAUUCCAGUCGGAAGCUUUGGUGCCCCCAAAGUUUAAAAAGGGUCUCUUUUGCUAAACGAUGGCGUGCUAAAAGCAACCGUGGAACCCUAUUAAGGUUUUAAUUAGACAGCGGCACGCUUUUAACCACAGCACCUUUCUCACUGCCGUGCAGCUGAGCAGCACGGAGCUGCCACUCGGUGCCGUGGGGCUGCUCAUGUGCAGCUGGCAGGAUGCGGCCGCGCGUCCCUGCAGGUAGGAGCACGGUGCCCCGGCUGCGGGGCUCGUUAGUGGCUGGUGUUAUUGCAGCAGUCUGUGCUGCUCCAGCACUACCCAAGUCUUGCUGUUACUAUGAGAGUGAGUGAAAUUGGCCUGGAACCAAAUUUAUUUUUUUUUAACUUCACUCAACAGUGUGAAAUAAGAAGGCCUGGUGUGUGCCUCGCUCCCAUGUGCUGUAUUUAUUUUCUAGGGCGAUACUCAGUUCUUUGCAAUGUCAGAUACUGCAUCAAAUUAUUUUUCGGAGUUAAGGGGGAAUUAAAUGUUCUCCUUUUUUUUUUGCCUAUAUUGCGUUUUUGUGCACAGGAAUCAAUUUGACCCUACUGUGAGUUGUUUUAAGAGCACUAUCUUGUGCGUGCCUUUGAAAUAAUUUUCUGCAUACCACUGCCAACCACCUCCCGUCCAGUUCCAGCUCUCACAGGGUGGACAUCAGGGCCUUGGGCUCCCCGCCGUGGCUCCACACUGAGCCCUUGUACUCGUGGUUUGGGUUGGAAGGGACCUUAAAGACCAUCUAAUUCCAACCCCCUGCCAUGGGCAGGGACCCCUCCCACCAGACCAGGUUGCUCAAAGCCCCAUCCAGCCUGGCCUUGGAGACUGCCAGGGAUGGGGCACCCACAGAUCCUCUGGGCAGCUUCCACCAGGGCCUCAGCACCCCCUGAGGGAAGACUUCCCUCCUCUGCGCCUCCUUGUUGCCUCCUUUCAGUCCUGAGCAGGUGUUGUGAGGCUUCUGCCCUGUGAAGGACCCAUGAACCAAGUGACACUGGCCUGACUAUGCAAGGAAAUAUCAUGCAAAUUCAACCUCAGCCUUACUCAGGUAAUUAACUCAUCAGCAAGGCUCAGCACCAGGUUUGUUUAACAUAAACUGGCUUUCCUGUCUCAGCAGCUUCUUUACAGCACUUGCUGUCUCCCUAGAAAUAGGCAUUUAUUUACAUACCACUGACUCCAAGCACUUGAUUAGUGGUAGGGGCUGUAAUUUAUCCCCAGAGGAAUGUCUGGACAAAGUGUGGUGCUAAUUCUGCCAACUGUGCCGAAGAUGUGUCCAAACCCACCAUGUCAAGUCUCUGUUAAAGCUGAGAAUAAGACAGAAAGCCUGAAGUCCUUACUUACAGAAGAUAAGUGAGUGUAAUAUAAGGCUGCUGCUAAUUCUUCCCCAGGAUUAAUAGGGACCAUCAAGGACAAAUUCUCUCAAUAUUGCUUUUCUUUUUGUAAACUGAAGCUUCCCCAAACCUGAGGCGAGAUAGAAACAUGACUUUGUGUCUGUGGUGCUCUCUUUCAGUCAAAUGGAAAUAGCUGUCUUUAUUUAAAAACUCUCUUGGCACCACAGCGCUGACACUUUCUGAGAGAAUGGAACGGACAGAAAUCCAUUUUCCAGGCUGGAAGGAAAGCAAAAAAAUAAAUUGGAAGAAUGAAGAGUGAGGAGGAAUUGAGGUGUCCUCAAUGCUCGCAGCGUGAGUGAUUGGAAGUGAUGGUGGGAAGGCAGGAGACUCUCCGGAGAUGAAGUUGUUGAAGCUUUUUGGAAUUGUCUUUUUCUGUGGCCUGCUCUCGCCGUCCCGGGGAGUCUUGUCCGGUUUGUCCUGCGCCGUCAGCCCAGGGGCAAUGCAGAAAGUGCUCUCGGAUGCCGUAAUUCAGAACGGGCUUCUCCAGAAGCACCUGCAGGGCCUUGUGCUCCCAAACAUCAUGGGUGAUGGGGGUCUGCUGAACUCUCCCACCAGCAUCACGGGACUGCACCUGGUCCGGGUUCGGCUCCCCAAGCUGUCAGUGGCGCUGCUGCCUGGGAUCGGGGUCCAGCUGGCCAUCGCUGCAAGGCUUGAUCUCAGCGGCAACUGCUUGGUUGGCCUUCUCUCAGAACUAAUUGAUAUCUCAGUGGAUGUGACCAUUACUGCAAACAUUAAAUGCACAAAUUUCGAAUUGGGCGCAGUCCAGGUCGUCAUUGAUGACUGCUUCUGCAUUCUUGGUGCUGUAAAGAUCAAGCUCCUUUCUGGAUUACUGUCCCUAUCAGUAAACGACUUAGUGCUGAACCAGCUGACAGCAACCCUGCCCGGUUUGCUGUGUCCGGUAAUCGAUAUUAUCGUCAACCUGGUGAACAUCCAGUUCUUGGGCACGCUCAAUGCGGUGAUCCCGGUCGGCACGGUGGGAACGAUUCACUACCAGUUGGCCAGCCUCCCAUUUACAUCUGGCUUGUACCUCGGGAUGGAUUUAGAUGGUGCAGUGCAGCAGGUGGGAGGCAGCAUCAUCCCCCACGACUCGUCCGCCUCCGCCUUGCCCCCGCUGCUGGACAGGCUGCUGGUCCUGGGGCUGCGCCAGAGCUUUCUCAACGCCAUCCUGUCCCUCCUGAUCCAGGUCCAGCCGCAGACAUUCACCUGCACGCCAGAAGCCUUCUCAGGUGCCAAGCAGCUGCAAGAUGCCGUCCUGACCCUCUUUCCCUCUGGGUGCUCCAGCUGCUCCAUGAACUCUCCUCUGAGCAUCAGGAUAGAGUUGUUCGGGAAGCCACUCAUCCUCUUGGAGAACAACAAAGCCACCGUCGAGCUCUCGGUGAUGAUCCAGGUGUUCAUUAAGCGCCUGGACGGAUCCAUCCUCAACCUGCUGCUCCUGAAGGCCGACCUCGGCCUGAACGUCCACGUGUCGAUCUCUGGGAGCAGCCUGGUGCUGGCCUUGUCCCUGGGCAGCACUUCCCUCUCCUUGGAGUCCUCUGACGUUGGCAUCAGUGACAUCUCGAGCCUGAAGCCCCACUGCAGUCAGCUGCUGGCGGAAACGUUGCUGCCUCUCAUCAAUGGCUGUCUGGGCGUCGGGAUCCCUCUGCCGAAUGUGCUGGGCAUUCCGCUGGUGAAAGUGGAUAUUCAGAUACUGGUGGGCCUGCUGGUGAUCCUUGUGUGAGCUGGGGAGGAGAGGGCGUGGAGAGCUCUUUCUGAUUGUAGCCUUGGGCAGAAAGAGGGAGAAGGACCAGCGAGGAUGAAGCUUCGAGACUGGCAUUAUCUUCUUUCCUUUUCUAAACGUGCUUCGAGAUUCUUGGUAACAUUUAAGGCACUUUACGUUAACUGGCUCGUGUGAGUAUUAAGAUACUUGCAUAAGCCAAAACCAGAUAGGCAGCUCUGUGUAAAAAUAUUUAUUUAGAGAAAUUAACGUGACUUAGAGGUCGCAGUUAUACCAAUUGCAUGUGAAGCUGCAGUUGAAUUGUUAAAUUCCUUGAAAAUUUGUUCUGUGGGAAAGUUGUUCUCAGUGUAAUGGAAAAGGGAACUUGUUGCAUGUGGCUCUCUACUUAAAAGUCACCAGCCAUGUGCAGAAGCGGAUGAAGUGCUGAGCAGGAGCUCAGGAUACAUUUGUCACUGAUUCUUCUAGUAAUAAACAUUCUGACUUCUA